AUGUCGCUUAUGGUUCGCAAAGACAGAAGCGUCCAGUCCCUUGGGCCAGGAUGCACUGUCUCACGAAUGGCCGAGCUGCCUACUAUAUGCAUUUCCUCCAAUCCCUCUGCUAUGGGAAACAUUAGACAGAAUCUCCCUGUACAAGCACAGAGUGCUACUUGUGGCACCACGGUGGCCAGCCAGACCAGGGUUUCCUUUGUUACUGAGACUUCUGACAGGCAAUCCGUGGCAGCUUCCCCCCAGAAAGGACCUCCUCUCCCGGCUGGAGGCCAGCAUCUGGCACCCGGACCCAGCUCGUCUGCAGCUCUGGGAAACCUUUUCAAUUUAUUUAUGAAAUUCCCAGUGAGGUCUGGAAUCGGGACAUGCAACAUUAAUAAUGGACCUGCUAUUCCAGUAGUGUAUGAUACUGGAGAUGCCAUAUCAACCAGAAAUCUGUAUGGUCCUCAUUCAAGAGGAAUAUUUGAGCCCGGAUUCAUCACAUUCAGAGUCUUCAAUACUGAAAAGGCAGCUAUGGCUCUUUGUUUAUGAGUUAAACCAACUGCUUGUCACACUGAACAUUUCUGUAUUGGUGGAGGUGGACACUUUCCUGAGGGCGCCCCUAGACAGUGUGGGGACUUCACCAGCUUUGACUGGGAUGGCUAUGGUAUUAAUGCAGGAUGGAGCGCUUCCAGAGAAAUAACUGAAGCAGCUGUACUUCUCUUUUAUCGCUGA
Molecule: messenger RNA, 711 nt
Organism: Labeo rohita (rohu)
Lineage: Eukaryota; Metazoa; Chordata; Actinopteri; Cypriniformes; Cyprinidae
Product: intelectin-like protein
Exons: 5
Source: RefSeq, a predicted model, not a curated record